AAAAACAUAUCGGUCGAGGAUAAUCGUGUUUACCUCGGCUAUCAGACCGUCCAUUUGUAAUUUUUGAUACUGUGAUAAGAUCCGCGCUAUCUGAAACGUGAUCCCUGAUAAACAGUAUCAGUGCGUUCUAGACAUCCGCUGGUUGUAUAUUGGUGAUUUUUAAAGCUAAAAAAUAACUCCACAGUGCAUUUAAUUAAAAAUUCGGAGUUAAGAAAGUGUUAACUGUGAGAUACACCAUGGAGUACAAUAAGGUCGACACAAAAAUGACGUCAAAGUUCCCAUUCUCAAUGGAAAGCUUACCACGGCAGAAGAAGUUUGUCUGUCUCUCUCUCAAGUUUGGCAGUAUUUUUGCAGCGUUAACUGUUAUACUAUACUCAGUACUAGCUUUAGCACAAUGCGCCGCAGCGCUGGGCAUGCUGCCCAACCAGCUGGAGGCAGAGAACGUGGCCAGCAUGGCGAUGUUUGGCAUCAUCAUCGUCAUCACCAUCACCCACGCCGUCACGCUGUUCCUGAGCGCUGUCAUGCUGGUUGGAGCUUUGUGUGACCGGGCGUACCUCAUCAGGCCGUGGGUGAUGUGGAUGUCGGUGCAGGUCAUGGUGUCCAUCCUGCUGUUCGUGUUCUACAGCACCAUGAACAUGAUCAACCACUUCCAGGAUAGCACGCCUUUGAUAUACAUCAUUGAGUUCCUUAUUCUCCUGGUUCGCAUCUACAUGCUGAUGACGGUGGGCAACUACUACAGGCAGCUAGUCGAGGAGCACGGGGAGUCCGAGCGACUGGUCAAGCUCAUGAACAGCGACUGGUACAACGCCUGACCACUGGCACCGACUGCUUUGAGAGACAACCAUGUGAUAUAAGACUCUUCAUGGGCUACAGACUUUUAGUCAGCUGAUAUAGAUCAUUACAUCCACGAAAACGCGCCCCACCAUUCUUCCGCUAAUGUUUGAGUGUUAUCGGUACACGCUAAAUUGACACUCGCAAUCCAUGAGUGCACACGCACACUACAAUAAUGACGCUCGGAUUUCUCGGAUCAAACCUCCCGCACCCCGCGCUUCCCUCGACCAAAGCACACCAAAGUGGGGCGCGUCUUCGUGGAUAUUUCAUAGUUGGGCCCGAUUCUAAUUUGUAUGAAGAAUCGGCCAAUUCCGAUGUGCGCACUUUCAUCUAUGUCCAUACUGAUUAACAGCCCUACCCAACUAUCGGCUGACAUAAAGUUUGUAGGCUAAAUCUUUUGUUAGUUGUAAAUAAUAUUUAAGCUUUCUUAGAAAGUGUAAGUUAUAAUGAAGUUCUUUAUAAGGAUUAGAGAUUUUUUUUAUAUUCAGUACAGCUGUUACUAAAAUUGCAAUGUAUUUAUUGUAUAAAGUUGUAUAGUAAUAAAAUAUUUCUACAAUUAAAAUAUAUUUAUUUGGCAUAAAAGUCGUAAAAUAUAUAACUGGUACUUACAACUAGGUUUUAAUUGGUACUCUUGGACAAUACAAGUUCUCUACACUUAAAUACAAUAUGCACAAUUUUAAUUACAUAACAUUAUGUUUUUACUUUAAUAAAUGUUUUCCAAAAAUA
Messenger RNA from Ostrinia nubilalis (European corn borer), 1557 nucleotides. RefSeq lists its product as uncharacterized. The record is from RefSeq and is a predicted model, not a curated record. The coding region runs from base 237 to 812 and encodes 191 amino acids. Lineage: Eukaryota; Metazoa; Arthropoda; Insecta; Lepidoptera; Crambidae. The transcript is spliced from 5 exons.